This is a messenger RNA of Sander lucioperca (pikeperch), 5006 nucleotides long. RefSeq names its product leucine rich repeat containing 4Ba (gene lrrc4ba). The coding region runs from base 548 to 2746 and encodes 732 amino acids. Gene Ontology annotation, molecular function: protein binding. The transcript is spliced from 3 exons. The record is from RefSeq and is a predicted model, not a curated record. Gene Ontology annotation, cellular component: plasma membrane. Lineage: Eukaryota; Metazoa; Chordata; Actinopteri; Perciformes; Percidae.
AUUCUUAUUACCAGGGGUGGCAGCGCAGCACUUGGAAAGGGUGAAUCAAUCUGAGAGAGAGAGAGAGAGAGAGAGAGAGAGAGAGAGAGAGAGGGAGAGAGGGAGAGAGAGAGAGAGAGAGAGAGAGAGAGAGAGAGAGAGAGAGAGAGAAGAAGCCACCGUCGGCGGCGGCUCUGCAGUGGAAUACGCUGUUUUUUGAGGGAAGUGUUUUGAGCGCGUGUUUCAGGACUUGAUCGCAACAUCCUAAAAUAAAGUAACUCCUGGGUUCUUCUCACUUCACAAAAAGCCUCACUCAAAUCCCCAGACAACACAAGAAAAAAAAAGGAAUAACAUCUGUUUAUCUGCAUAUUUCUAUGUUCAAAAAACAAAAGGAAAAGACAAAGAGAUUGACAGAGGACAAAAAACAUCACAGAGGAUGCGGAAUUAGAAAGAACAAAUUGCCACUGGAGGACCAAAGGGAAUAUAUACCUUUUCUCGCAAAUCCACCAGCGUGGAGUCACCUCACCUGUACCUUCGGAUUAAAGAGCAGGGUCAUGUCCCAGUUGCCAUGCGCAUCGCCACGCUGACCUGCCUUCCCGGCCCUUCCCCCCUCCUCUUUCUAUUGGCCCAGCUGCUACUGCGGCUCCUCCUCCCUGGGCCGGAGUUGGUGGGAGCCGCUUCUUCCUGCCCCUCCCUCUGCACCUGCUCCAACCAGGCCAGCCGAGUCAUCUGCACCAGGCAGAACCUGGAGGAGGUUCCCGAAAGCAUAUCAGUCAACACACGAUACCUCAACCUGCAGGAGAACUCCAUACAGGUUAUCAAGUCCGACACUUUCAAGCACUUGAGACACCUUGAGAUCCUCCAGCUCUCCAAGAAUCAGAUCCGUCAGAUUGAAGUCGGAGCAUUCAAUGGCCUCCCCAACCUCAACACAUUGGAGCUCUUCGACAACCGCCUCACACUGGUGCCAUCACAUGCCUUUGAGUACCUCAGCAAGCUACGGGAGCUGUGGCUGCGCAACAACCCCAUUGAGACUCUGCCAGGCUAUGCCUUCCACCGUGUGCCCUCGCUACGUCGCCUGGACCUGGGUGAGCUCAAGAAGUUGGAUUUCAUCUCUGAUGCAGCCUUUGUGGGCCUCAUCAAUCUACGCUACUUGAACCUGGGCAUGUGUGGGCUGAAGGACAUUCCCAAACUGACAGCGCUUGUGCGUUUGGAGGAGCUGGAGCUGUCAGGAAACCGACUGGAGAUCAUCCGACCUGGGUCCUUCCAGGGCCUGGUGUCUCUACGCAAGCUGUGGCUAAUGCACUCACAGGUGUCCGUCAUUGAGCGCAACGCCUUCGAUGACCUGAAAAGCCUGGAAGAGCUCAACCUGUCCCAUAACUCCCUGCACUCCUUGCCCCAUGACCUCUUUACGCCUCUUCACCAGCUGGAGAGGGUACACCUCAACCACAACCCCUGGAUCUGCAACUGUGAUGUGCUUUGGCUAAGUUGGUGGUUGAAAGAGACGGUGCCCAGCAACACCACCUGCUGUGCCCGCUGCCACGCUCCCCCAGUCUUAAAGGGCAAGUACAUUGGAGAACUUGACCAGAGUCACUUCACCUGCUUUGCGCCGGUCAUUGUGGAACCACCUACAGACCUCAAUGUCACCGAGGGUAUGGCUGCUGAGCUCAAGUGUCGCACAAGCACCUCCACAACAUCUGUCAACUGGAUCACCCCGAAUGGCACACUAAUGACGCAUGGUUCCUACCGGGUGCGGAUAUCCGUCCUGCAUGAUGGCACACUCAACUUCACAAAUGUCACCCUGCGUGAUACGGGCCAGUACACCUGCAUGGUUACCAAUGCUGCUGGCAAUACCACAGCAACUGCUGUCCUCAAUGUCACCGCCGCUGAUGCCAGUGUCAACUACACCUACUUUACAACAGUCACAGUGGAAACAGUCGAGACCCCGGGAGAUAAAGAGUCUGCAUUGGUAGCCAUCAAUGAGACAUUCAUACGUGUUUACCCUGGCCCCACUCCCUCGGGCCACCUGUGGUCAGAAGGUGUUCCUACCACUGCCUCCUCUCUGUCAGCAGGCUGGUCCUCCUCCUCUCCUCGGGCCACCCGACCCACGUUCACUGUGCCCAUCACUGAGCCAGGCUUCUCAGGCUUGGAUGAUGUGAUGAAGACCACCAAGAUCAUCAUUGGCUGCUUCGUAGCCAUUACCUUCAUGGCAGCGGUGAUGCUUGUGGUGUUCUACAAGCUGAGGAAACAGCACCAGCUGCAUAAACACCAUGGCCCUGCUCGUGCUAUUGAGAUCAUAAAUGUGGAGGAUGAGCUGGGGGCUGGGGCCAGUGGUCGGGGCAGCGGCAUCUCAGGAGGCUCCACGGUGACGCAGAGCGGAAGCAGUGGAAUAGGAGGGGGCCAGAGUCUCAGGCUGCACCACCCAGAGAUAGUCAACCUGCCAAACCUGGCCCGAUCAGAGCACCUCAACCACUACUACAAAACCCAUCACUUCAACAACAACAUGAUGGGCAUGGGCAUGGGCACUGGUGCGGGCCUCAACAACAACAACAACCCCUCGUCUUGCUCUCAGUCUCAGAACACAUCUAUAUCCUGUUCCCAGGUGACAACCAGUGGAGGAAUGCCCACAGGUGGCACCCUGCCCUCCCCUGUGCCCCUGCCCCAGUUGGGUCUCCACAGUUCUCUGAAAGGCCUUAUGGGGAAAAGCCAGAAUGAGCCCCUGCUUUUUAAGAGCGGCUCCAAGGAAAAUGUGCAAGAGACUCAAAUUUGAGUAAAAGUGAGAGUGGAAGUAGCAGGUAAAAAAGAAGAGCUGGUAGAGACAGUGAGACAGAAAGAGCCUGUGAGACCGAUUGUAGCCUACUGUCGUCAUGGACAGAUUCCAGAGAAGAUUAUAUUUCACAGUCACUGCUUUGUGUUGUCAAUCUGUUGACAGAGAGAAGCAGAUAGGAAGACUGACGGAGACAGAGUACGAUAUCUGAUCAGUCCCACCAAUAGCAGCCGCACAUUCUUUUCAACUAAAUCAGACCCAAACAUAUACAAUGUAAACCACAAACAUCCAAAUCAUUCAGUUUUCUGUGCAGCCUGCUAUUGUCUUUGGCAAAGUCCAAGAUCAAGCCAACUCUUUUCAUUUGCGUUCACAAUCACAGUAGAAAGCUAUGAAUAAUACACAUGUGCAAUGAGCCUCUCUAGGGUUUCUACAGAUAGCUUCGUAUAUUUCCAGACACAUGCAGUGUAUAUAUUUGGAGGGAGACAUAAUAUUGGCCAUUGAACAUGUUGUCAGAUUAGUGUUUGGCAGAGACACGGAAUAACAAACAAUGGUUUGGGUAAGCGGUACGGUCCCAGGUUUCCAGGAAGCACUAAAACAGAACUGAGAAAGCAAAAUUAGAGCAGUGCAGCGAUUUUGUCCAGGACAGAGGUAUCCGACUAGUACUUCACAGGGAGAGAGAACAACAACAAUUGUUUUUUCAGAGCGCUUUCACUCUCACUUUCUCAUUUUUUCACUUUUUACCUUACUGGCUACUGUCUUCUUUGACGGAGAGAAACAGAGUGGGUUAUCAUGGGAGAAGAAAAUUCCUAUUGCAUAAAGGAUAAUGAGAGAUAUAAAAAGGACCGAAAGUACAUAUUAUAUAUACCGUAAAUAUAUUUUCAUUCAAAGAAAUAAAUUAUAAAGAAUCUUUAUUAAGCUUCUGACUGAAAACUACAACGUCUGAAGAAUAUAUUUAAAAAAAAAUAGAAGUUCACACAGCUGUUGUAGUGGCCCUCCCUUACAACUUUUCCGAACUUGGAUCAAGAUGGCCGCUCCGACUGUGCUGCAAAAGGACACGUGUAGGAGAGUGGCAUCCGUUGAGAGGGAGCUAAAACAAAAACCUGGCAAAGUGUUUGAGUGAAUUUAUUUUGUUCUUGACUUUUUUGUAGCUACACACAAGUGUUUCCCUCUUCUGUCACAUUCACAUAAACAGGGUCAUUGGAGAAGGGAGAUCUUUACGCUCUACUGCAAAAAUAUAAAAUCAGCUCUUCAUCAUUUGGUAUAGUGUAUCUAUAGCAUUAAUAAUAAUGAUCAUGAUGAUAAUAAUGAUAACAAGCGGUUUUUAUUUGUCAUAAUGGUCCUUUAGUGAUAAGCAUAUUAAACGAUCAACGAUAUGCCACAAUAUUUUACUGUACUUACUAAAAAACGUUGCACAUGCUAGUUUAGCAUGCUCUCUAAAAACAUUUGGUUUCAACAUACAGUAUAAUGUAUCACGAUGAUGAUAUGACACAUCAUUAUUAUGUUAUCAUUAUUAUCAUUCAUAUGACUAUUAUUAUUACUACUUGUGCCUACAAAUAUCUCAGAAGUACUUUUUUCAUUUGUAUAUGACACUGAAGUUGUUUUGUGACUGACCCUGUUGGACUUCGGCUAAUGAAUGGCAGUGGGACAGACUCAACGUGCCACUAAGUGAACUCCACAUGCAUCAGCAGGAAGUAACCUGGCCCUCAAAAUGGCUUCCUCAGUCCAGCCCUCACUGACUCGUCUGCUUUGAUGUCUCAAGCAGUCAGGACCCCUCAUGUUAUCACGCAUUAAAGACAGGACAUGAACCUUUGAUGAAGACUGCUCCUUUGCAGGGGAUUAUUACACAACUGUAUCUCAGUGUUAUCGUGUAUGAGUGGAUUUCAUGGCAGCAGGGAGCUAAAUGGACAACAGGCUUUGCCAAGCAUUUUUAAAGGUAAGCGAAGCUCGUUCAGUGAAGGAGAUGGUGACAUACAGUACAGUAUACAGUGGUGGGAGAGUUUUUCUAAAGAAAAAAGACACUUAAAUGAAAAAAUAUAGAACCUUAUAGAUCUUUUAAAAAAAAAAAAUUAUUAUGAUAAGUGUUUUUCAUUUGGGGUUUUUAUCUAGUUUGAUUAUUUUCUGUUUUUUUAAAUCAAGUGAUAUCUUUAUUGUAAUAUUGUUAUUGUUAUUAUAAUUAGCUAAUUACACUGGUUAAAAUUAUGAGAGAUGUUCUGUUAGCAAAGGUCACUUUGAAAAUUAAAUAAACCUGGCACAUAAAAUGGCA